Molecule: messenger RNA, 675 nt
Organism: Elephantulus edwardii (Cape elephant shrew)
Lineage: Eukaryota; Metazoa; Chordata; Mammalia; Macroscelidea; Macroscelididae
Product: homeobox protein prophet of Pit-1-like
Exons: 3
Coding region: 1-675 (224 amino acids)
Biological process (GO): regulation of transcription by RNA polymerase II; pituitary gland development
Cellular component (GO): transcription regulator complex
Molecular function (GO): DNA-binding transcription factor activity, RNA polymerase II-specific; RNA polymerase II cis-regulatory region sequence-specific DNA binding
Source: RefSeq, a predicted model, not a curated record
AUGGAAGAAGAGAGGAGGAAUCAACAGAGUAAGCAGAAAAAGGGAAGAGUUCACAGCAGCCUUUUGCCUGAAAGAUAUCCAGAAGCUGACACUCAGACCUCCACUGUGGAUAGGAGCACUCGGCUCUGCAAGAGGCUCUCCAGUGUGGGAGUGGGGAGACCAAAGCUUUCCCAGCAAGGCACACAGAAGGUUUGUCCACACUCCCGGCGCCGACAUCGCACCAUCUUCAGCCCAGGACAGUUGGAGCAGCUGGAGUCAGCUUUUGGGAGGAAUCAGUACCCUGACAUCUGGGCCCGUGAGGGUCUGGCCCAGGUCACAGGCCUCAGUGAAGCCAGGAUCCAGGUCUGGUUCCAGAAUCGCAGAGCUAAGCAGCGAAAGCAAGAGCGAUCACUUCUUCAGCCGGUAGCCCAUCUACCUCCUGCCACCUUCUCUGGCUUCUUGCCUGAGUCCUCUGCUUGCCCCUAUUCCUACUCAACACCACCUCCACCAGUUGCCUGCUUCCCUCACCCCUAUCACCAGGUCCUUCCUGCCCCAGCCAACACUCCCUUUGCUCCGCCACAUCAGUCUGAUGAUUGGUACCCGACCUUGCAUCCAACUCCUCCAGCUCAUCUAUCCUGCCCUCCACCUCCACCCAUGAUUCCCCUCAGCCUAGAACCACCCAAGUCCUGGAACUAA